Molecule: messenger RNA, 1159 nt
Organism: Arabidopsis arenosa
Lineage: Eukaryota; Viridiplantae; Streptophyta; Magnoliopsida; Brassicales; Brassicaceae
Source: the annotation of a GenBank genome assembly
GAUUUGUUUUUCUUCCUCAAUCCUUUUUUUUUAAGCUUUGGAAAAAAAAACAAGAAACUUGAUAUCUUCCUCUUCUUCAAUGGCAAUACCUCUUCAAACAAAGUACACUCUAAGUCCCAUCACAAACAACAUCCCAAGAAGCCACCGUCCGUCGCUUCUCUGUGUCACGUGCUUGGUUACUACUCCCACCACCAACUCUCAGCCUAACCAUGAGAGGCUUGUUCUUGAGCAACGACUUGUGAAUCCUCCUCUCUCCAACGACUCAACUCUACAAUCUACAUGGACUCACCGCUUAUGGGUUGCAGCUGGCUGCACCACUGUGUUUGUCUCUUUUGCCAAAUCGAUCAUUGGAGCAUUUGGUUCUCAUCUCUGGCUCGAACCAACUUUAGCCGGUUUUGCCGGGUACUUCUUAGCAGAUCUAGGUUCUGGUGUCUACCACUGGGCCACCGAUAACUACGGUGAUGAGUCAACGCCUCUAGUAGGAACCCAUAUCGAAGAUUCUCAAGAUCACCACAAGUGGCCUUGGACAAUCACCAGACGGCAAUUUGCAAACAAUUUACAUUUUAUGGCUCGAGGCACAACUUUGAUAGUUCUCCCACUAGACCUUGCAUUUGAUGACCAUGUGUUUCAUGGCUUUGUAAGCAUGUUUGCAUUUAGCGUGUUGUUUUGUCAGCUAUUCCAUGCUUGGGCUCAUGGAACCAAGAGCAAGCUUCCACCUCUUGUGGUGAGGUUGCAAGACAUUGGGCUGCUUGUUUCACGGAUACAUCAUGUGAAUCAUCACCAAGCACCGUAUAAUAACAAUUACUGCGUAGUGAGUGGGGUUUGGAACAAGGUUUUGGAUGAAACCAAGGUCUUUGAGGCAAUGGAGAUGGUGUUGUAUUUCAAGAUGGGGGUGAGACCGAGGUCAUGGACCGAGUCAAACUCCGAAUGGAUGGAAGAAACCGACAUAUUCAAAUGUUAGCGGCACUUUUAGAUAUAUUCUUCGCCAUUUUUAAGUGGCAAAAACUCAAUCUUUUACCCGCGGCUUCGAGAUUAAUCUAUCUUUUAGUUUGAGACUUAUUAAUUUGAUUGUCAAAAACCAAAUGUUUUCUUUUACUUAAAAACAUGUAGAUCACAAUUUUGAUAGAUUUGAAAAGUUUAAUAUAUAAUUUUUAGGGUA